Messenger RNA from Musa acuminata AAA Group (dessert banana), 917 nucleotides. RefSeq names its product large ribosomal subunit protein uL6. The transcript has 3 exons. The coding region runs from base 96 to 668 and encodes 190 amino acids. The record is from RefSeq and is a predicted model, not a curated record. Gene Ontology annotation, molecular function: structural constituent of ribosome; rRNA binding. Gene Ontology annotation, biological process: cytoplasmic translation. Gene Ontology annotation, cellular component: ribosome; cytosolic large ribosomal subunit. Lineage: Eukaryota; Viridiplantae; Streptophyta; Magnoliopsida; Zingiberales; Musaceae.
CGUUUGUGCUUCUCCGCCCAUCGCCCAUUCGUGCUCAUACAGCCUUUGCGGAGGCGGCGCAACGAGCGAGCGAUCUCUCCCAAUCGCCACCGGAGAUGAAGACCAUCCUUUCGUCGCAGACGAUGGACAUCCCCGAGGGGGUCACCGUGAAGGUGAACGCCAAGAUCGUGGAGGUGGAGGGCCCGCGCGGCAAGCUUACCCGCGACUUCAAGCACCUCAACCUCGACUUCGAGCUCAUCGAGGGCGGGAAGAAGCUGAAGGUGGACGCGUGGUUCGGCUCGCGGAAGACCACCGCCGCCAUCCGCACCUCCAUCAGCCACAUCCAGAACCUGAUCACCGGAGUCACCAAGGGGUACCGCUACAAGAUGCGUUUAGUCUACGCCCACUUUCCCAUCAAUGCCUCCAUCACCAACAGCAACAGCUGCAUCGAGAUCAGGAACUUUCUUGGUGAGAAAAAGGUGCGGAAAGUUGAUAUGCUUAAUGGUGUGACAAUUUUACGGUCUGAAAAGGUUAAGGAUGAGCUUGUCCUUGAUGGGAAUGAUGUUGAACUUGUCUCUCGCUCUGCUGCUUUGAUCAACCAGAAAUGCCAUGUGAAGAACAAGGAUAUAAGAAAGUUCUUGGAUGGAAUUUAUGUCAGUGAGAGGGGAACAAUUGCUGAGGAACAGUAGUCGCCUAUACGACCAUGAGAGCACUAGUUGAGCUUGGAUAGGAGGGAGACCAUGGUGCCAGCUAAAACAUUUGGAUGGAAUGAAAAGCUUUGGUUAAAUUUUUUUUGAUCUUCUUUACUGCAAUUUGUCAUUUGUCUUAAGAGUUACUGUAAUUCAAGUUCAAGAUAGUUAGCUGUGGAGACGCCUUUGUUUCUUUGGUACUAUAACUGUAUCUUUGUGGUAAACUAUGAAAGAACCCAUUUUAUGAUA